This is a messenger RNA of Neoarthrinium moseri, 783 nucleotides long. RefSeq lists its product as uncharacterized. Gene Ontology annotation, molecular function: proton-transporting ATPase activity, rotational mechanism. The transcript has 7 exons. Bases 1 to 783 code for a protein of 260 amino acids. Gene Ontology annotation, biological process: vacuolar acidification. Gene Ontology annotation, cellular component: vacuolar proton-transporting V-type ATPase complex; fungal-type vacuole membrane. The record is from RefSeq and is a predicted model, not a curated record. Lineage: Eukaryota; Fungi; Ascomycota; Sordariomycetes; Amphisphaeriales; Apiosporaceae.
AUGUCUGGAGCAGGAGAUCGCGAGGCCGUCUUCCCGACGCGCCAGUCGCUCGGUAUCAUGAAGGCGAAGCUCAAGGGAGCCGAGACUGGACACAGCUUGUUGAAGCGAAAGAGCGAGGCUCUCACCAAGCGCUUCCGAGAUAUCACGCGCCGGAUCGACGAGGCGAAGCGAAAGAUGGGCCGCGUCAUGCAGAUUGCCGCAUUCUCCCUGGCAGAGGUCACAUACGCUGUUGGAGGUGAUAUCGGAUACCAAGUACAAGAAUCUGCGCGCCAAGCACGCUUCAGGCUCCGGACCAAGCAGGAGAACGUGUCCGGUGUCCUCCUGCCCGCCUUCGAGAGCUAUCAGACAGAGGGGAACAACGAUUUCGGCCUGACCGGUCUCGGCAAGGGUGGCCAGCAGGUCCAAAGAUGCAGAGAAACAUACGCCAGGGCUGUCGAGGCUCUUGUCGAGCUGGCAAGUUUGCAAACCGCCUUUGUCAUCUUGGACGAGGUCAUCAAGGUUGUGAACCGAAGAGUAAACGCCAUUGAACAUGUCAUCAUCCCUCGCACAGAGAACACCAUCAAGUACAUCAACUCAGAGCUCGAUGAGCUGGACAGAGAAGAGUUCUACCGACUGAAGAAGGUGGCUGGCAAGAAGCAGAGGGAUACAGCGGCUGCUGAUGCCGAAAUGAAGGCCAAGAAGGAAGCCCAGGCGAAGGACGGCCAGGAGAAUGUGGCCCCAGAAGGCGACAACGGACCUUCUGACAUACUAGCAACUGGCGAAGACGAAGACGUCAUUUUCUAA